AUUCAAUACAAUCUAUCUCUUUUACUUAAAAAAAAUUAAAAAUGGUUCAACCAAGAAGUCCUUGCCAAAUUCUCUUGAUCAUUGUUCUUUGUACUGCACUGUGUUGGAGACCACUGAUGAGCUCUAUGUUGGAGACCGCUGAUGGGCCAAUGACUGUAGAUAAUAGAGAGACCACUGAUCCAAAGGAUUACUACUGUUGUAAAAGUUUUGAUAGGUCGUCAUGUAAUCCACAAGUUUGUAACAAUGACUGUACAAACAAAGGGUGCGCGGGUGGGAUUUGCAAAAAAGAGGGCACCUUAAAAUGUCAUUGUAGAUGCUAAAGCAUAUUGGGAUUUUCUUUUGAUUGGAAGUUGCAUGGUGAAAUAAAUAAUAUAAGAG
Messenger RNA from Lactuca virosa, 378 nucleotides. The record is from the annotation of a GenBank genome assembly. Lineage: Eukaryota; Viridiplantae; Streptophyta; Magnoliopsida; Asterales; Asteraceae.